AGCAAAUUGCAAUUUACUUUGUUAAAAUAGUUCACCAAUGGAACCAGUAGAAAUAGAGGAAGAGAUGUAAAAAAUAUUCCUGUUAGAUGUUGCAGCUGAUAGAUUCGGUCAAAGCAUAUUCCAUUCUUGGUCGAGACUCUAGCAACAUCGGUUGAGACUUCACAAAAAUUUCCAGAAGCUUUUACUGAUCUUGGGUGAAAUUAAUGAAGCUCAAGCGAAGCUUACUCAAUCUCCGGCGCUUCUGAUAAAUUUUUCCAGAAGUUUAUUUGAGUGUUUACUGUUUUCAGAAACUUUUUGCAAUAUUAAUGGAAUUCGGUCGAAGCUAUAUAAUCUUGGUCGAGAUUUCAAAUGGUAGCUGACAGCAACUUUUAGGAGCCUGCAAAUCGGUUCAAGCCCGAAAAUCUCGGUCGAAGCUUCUCGCACAUAUUAUUCCAGAAACUGAUUUGGGAUUUGGGCGUGAGCAUCGAGCGAAGGUUCAUUGAUUGGGGCGAAGUUUGCGAAUAACUUUACAAACAUCAAAAAUUCAUUGUAGUAUAAUUCACAAAAGUGACUUUAAUUAAAGCAAAGCUGCUGAUUUGCUUUAGUAUUCACAAGUAUAGAUUAUAGUAGUCCAUAUCCUUUAGACCUAAUUUUUCAAAUUUCUGUUUUCUGUUUAUCAUUUUAGAUCCCUUGUUUUUCCCACCAAAAUGCUAAUAUCUUCAACCUCCAUAAAUCUCUGUUCUUUACCCACCAUUUUUUCUCUUUGUAACAAACUCAAGAAACCCAGAAAAACCAAGAAACAAAAACGUAAUAGUAAUCAACUUCUUAUAAGUCCCAAUAAAGGCAAUAAUCUUUCAUUGCCAGCUUCAAUUUCAACUCCUCUUCUCCCAAUAAACCAAGUUCCGCAUAAUCAAACCAAAAUCCAAGCUCUUGAUGCAGUUGUUCGCGAUCUUGAAGAAGCAUCACUCAAACAUGGAGUAACUGUUGAUACUCAAACCUUUUGUUCCCUUCUUGAGAUGUGCUUUCAAUUGAAGGCAAUUGAGCAUGGAAUUCGGAUACAUCGCUUGAUACCAUCAAAAAUUUUGUGUAAAAAUGUUGGGGUUGUCUCGAAAUUGCUUAGAUUAUAUGCUUCAAAUGGCCGUGUUGAGGAAGCACACCAACUGUUCGAUGAAAUGCCUAAUAGAGAUGAGUCUGCUUUUGUUUGGAAUUCUCUUAUUUCUGGGUAUGUAGAGUUGGGAAUGUUUGAGGAUGCACUUGCACUGUAUUUUCAGAUGGAAGAAGAGGGUGUGGAGCCUGAUAAGUAUACAUUUCCUCGCGCUUUGAUGGCUUGUAGUGGAAUUGGGUUGAUUCGUGUUGGGGAGGAACUUCAUCGACAUGUUGUUCGUUGUGGAUUUUAUAAUGAUGUUUACGUGUUGAAUGCACUUGUAGACAUGUAUGCUAAAUGUGGUGAUAUAGUGAAAUCUAGGAAUGUUUUCGACACGAUUCGUUCUAAGGAUUUGGUUUCAUGGAAUUCAAUGAUUUUAGGGUAUAUUCACCAUGGACUUUUAGCCAAAGCAAUGGAGAUUUUCCACAAUAUGGUCAAAACUGGAUUGGAGCCUGAUCAUGUUACAACAUCAACAAUUAUCUCUAGAAUUUCAGUGUUUAUAAUUGGAGCCCAAAUGCACGGAUGGGUUAUUCGUAGAGGUCUAAAUCGGAGCUUGCCUAUCGCAAACUCUUUGAUCGUUUUCUACUCUAACCACAGCCAUCUGGAUCAAUGUCAAUGGUUGUUUGCUCAAAUGCCAGAAAAGGAUAUUGUCUCGUGGAAUUCGAUCAUUUCUGCACAUCGAAAUGACCCUCGUGCAUUGACAUACUUUAAACAGAUGGAGGAGACAGGUGCAACACCUGAUGCUAUCACAUUUGUGGCUCUGCUAUCAGCUUGUGCACAGUUAGGAUUGGUGAAUGAAGGUAAAUUUUUCUUCUCAUCAAUGAUCGAAAAGUAUGAAAUUACCCCGAUCAUGGAGCAUUAUGCUUGUUUGGUUAAUCUUUACGGAAGGGCAGGAAUGAUCAAUGAAGCAUAUGAUAUUAUAUCAAACAAAAUGGAGUUUGAGGCUGGACCGACAGUUUGGGGAGCCUUGUUAUAUGCUUGUUUCCUGCACACCGAUUGUGAAACUGCUGAGGUUGCUGCUCGACACCUUUUUGAGUUGGAACCUGAUAACGAGCAUAACUUUGAACUGCUAAUAAGGAUAUAUGACAAUCUAGGUAGAUUAGAAGAUUCAGAUCGAGUGAAAAUGAUGAUGAUCGACAGAGGUUUGGAUUCAUAGAUGUCAUAACCCAUGACGAAUAUCUCACUACUUUGAAAUCUUUAAUGCACGAAUUUGUAUUUUUCACUGAUAUUUGUGAUGAAUGCAAAUUACACUCCUAAGUAUCC
Amaranthus tricolor (Joseph's coat) is the source of this 2386-nucleotide messenger RNA. RefSeq names its product pentatricopeptide repeat-containing protein At4g25270, chloroplastic. Gene Ontology annotation, molecular function: protein binding; RNA binding. The transcript has a single exon. Gene Ontology annotation, biological process: RNA modification. Lineage: Eukaryota; Viridiplantae; Streptophyta; Magnoliopsida; Caryophyllales; Amaranthaceae. The coding region runs from base 687 to 2279 and encodes 530 amino acids. The record is from RefSeq and is a predicted model, not a curated record.